CCCGCCCCACCCCGCCGCCGUUCAGCACCGCGGGGCGGACAGCUCCGAGCCCCGCUCCGCCGCCCCUGCGCCUGCCCCCCGCCGCGAUGGAGGGAGACGGUGCAAAGAUGAAUGCAGCUCGGAGAUCGGCCAUGCUGGCCUCGGAGGUGACUGUGCCUCCCACCGAGCCGGCCGCGAACGCCACCGGGACGCCCAGCAAGGAGGACGUCUUCUCCGACAUGAAGGACAAGUUCAUGAACAAGCUCAGCAAGUUGCCAAUCCCGCCCUGGGCCGUGGCCACCAUCCUGCUCGUGGUGGCUCUUCUCCUGCUCUGCUGCUGCGUCUGCGCCUGCAAGAAAUGCAGGAAGCGGAAGAAGGGGAAGAAGGGGAAGGAGAAAGCGAAGGCUCAGAUCAACCUGAAGGAGGUGAAGGACCUGGGUCAGAGCUACAUCGACAAGGUGCAGCCCGACAUUGAGGACCUGGACCCGGCGCUGCUGCCCGAGCCUAAGGACGAGAAGCCCCAGGAGAAGCUGGGGAAGCUGCAGUACUCGCUUGACUACGACUUCCAGAACGGGCAGCUGGUGGUGGGCAUCAUCCAGGCAGCCGACCUGCCGGCGCUGGACAUCGGGGGCACGUCCGACCCCUACGUCAAAGUCUUCCUGCUCCCUGAGAAGAAGAAAAAACACGAGACCAAAGUGCAUCGGAAAACCCUGAACCCCACGUUCAACGAGACCUUCACCUUCAAGGUAACGCAUGGGAUUCUGGGGGGGGCAGCAUUGGCUAAUGCGGCAGAGGGGGUCCCUAGAGGUAGGAUACCUGGGCGGGGGUUCUACAGACAAGCUGUCCCAGUCUGACUGUGCCACCUCCUCCCCCCCCCCCGUGCACCACAGCAGGAGAAGUUGGGGGACGUUUGCUUCUCCCUGCGCUACGUCCCCACAGCCGGGAAGCUCACAGUCAUUGUGCUGGAAGCCAAGAACCUGAAGAAGAUGGAUGUGGGGGGGGCUGCAGAUCCCUACGUGAAAAUCCACCUGAUGCAGGGGGGAAAGCGGCUGAAGAAGAAGAAAACGACCAUUAAGAAAAACACUCUGAACCCCUAUUAUAACGAAUCCUUCAGCUUCGAGGUUCCCUUUGAGCAGAUCCAGAAAGUCCAGGUUGUUCUCACCGUCCUGGAUUACGACAAGCUGGGGAAGAACGAAGCCAUUGGGAAGGUCUUUGUGGGCUGCAACGCUACCGGCACGGAGCUGCGUCACUGGUCCGACAUGCUGGCUAAUCCCCGGCGCCCCAUCGCCCAGUGGCACACCUUGCAGACGGAAGAGGAGGUGGACGUGGUCGUCGGCAUGAAGACCUCCUGAUGCCCCUUCCUCCCCCACAUCCUGGCCUAGCCGGCAGGCAGCCGUCCCAUCUCCCGUCCUGAGCGAGUGGGAACGUGUGGGUGAGGUGCCUCUGGAGAAUGCGUGUGUGGGGUUGCCUGUGAGCCUGUUUCCUCUUUCAGAGCUGUUCCUGUUGAAACAUCUUCAAGAAAACCUUCUGUUUCUGAUCCGCUGUGUGAACCGUGAGGUUUGCGUUGUGUCGAGAAGCUGGUGAGAAGUCUACUAUAGGGUUACUAUAGGUUUACUAUGGAGUUACCAUAGGGUUACUGUGGGGUUACAAUAGACUGCAGUAGGUUUACACAUCACGUUGUGCUGCCACAUUUGAAAACUGGGUCUUGUGUGUAAACCUAUUGUAAAUCUGUUUACUAAUAGCUUACAACAGGUUUACUUUAGGGCUACCAUAGCUUUGCACGGGUGGAUGUCCAGCUAGGCCUCAUGUAAAUCUCUUGUAAAUCUGUAGAGGAGGCAUCCUAGAGAUUUCCACCUUUGGAUCUCGCAAGUCUCCUGUGUGAAACGAUUGUAGCUGUGUUUACUAAGGGUUUACAAUAUACUCAUAUACUUGGAUGCUAUAGCACAGUGCCACCUUUGAAAAUUAAGCUUAAUCUGUAACCCUAUUGGACAUUUGAUUCCUAUAUGUUUACUAAUGGUUUACAACAGAUUCACUCCAUGGUUACACUUAGCUUCACAUGUUUGGAUGUUAUGGUAGGGUGCCAUAUUUUAAAACUGGGCUUCAUGUGUAAUCCUGUUGUAAAUCUAGUCAUAAUAGCUUUACUACUGAUUGGCUCCAGGUUCACUUACAGCUUUACACAAUGUGUUUAUUAUAGGCUUACAAUAUAUUUACUAUGGGUUUCACACAGGUAUACUUUGGGUUUACUACAGGUUCAUGACAAAUUUACUAUAGAUUUGUUGUGGUCUUAUGAUAGGUCUAAUAUAGGGUUACAACAGGUUACGGAGGGUUUACAACAGAUUUACUAUUACUUUACAUUUUAUUGAACAUUAAUGUAGUACAUUAUGACUACAUUUUACUGUAGGCUUACAAUGGGUUUACAACAGGUUCACUAGAGACUUACAACAGGUUCACUAUGGUUUUACUAUUAGCUUACAAACAUGUUUAUUUCAGAUUUACAGCAAGUUUGCUAUUAGUUUACAAACAUGGGUUUACAACAAGUUCACUAUGGGUUUACAACAGGUUUACUGUUGUUUUACAAACAUGUUUACUAUAGACUUACAACAGGUUUGCUAUAUGUUUACUAUAGGCUUACACUGAGUUUGCUGUGGGUUUAGAACAGGUUCACUACGGAUGUACCAGAUGUUUACAACAAGUUUACUAUUGGUUUACAAACAUAUUUUUCUAUAGUCUUACAACAGGUUUUCUAUAUGGCUACUACAGGCUAGCAGUGACUUUACCAUGGGUUUACAACAGGUUCACUACAGACUUCCAUGUUUACGAUAGGUUUGCAACAGCUUCAUGGUGGGUUUACAACGGGUUUAAAACAGGGUCACUAUGGGUUCACAGCAGGUAUACUAUUGGUUUACAAACAUGUUUAUUAUAGGCUUACAACAGGUUUACAACAAGUGUACACGAGGGCCAACAUUCAAAUACACCUGCCUUGCUCAUAGCGUCCCUCCUCUGGCUGCCUCAUGGUGCACAUUGGACAAUCGGUCCUCGGCAUUUAAAUCUACUGCAAACUUUACACAUGAGACCCAGCCUCCAAAUGCAGGCCCCUUUCGCACGGAAGCCCCCAAAUAGGUCCAUCCCUUUAAGGCACCAGUAUCGAAGAGCUCAGCUCCUGCCUUCUCAGUGUCCGGUGGGAUUAUCACCUGGCUCAGUUUAAUUCACCUCCGUUGAUGUUUUGUUUUGGGUUGUUUUCUGCUCAGCUUGUGCCAAUGAAAACUGGCCAAUCCAAUUCCCCAUCUAUUUCCUGUUGUACCAAACCUUGCUGCUGUUCAUCGAUACUCGCACUUGUUAGCUAAUUAACGUCCUGGGGCGGGGGGGGGGGACUUGGUAGGAUCACCCCUAGCUCUGGGAAUAUUAGAGCAGGGCAGGCUGGGAGCCAGGACUCCUGGGUUCUGUUCCCGGCUCUGGGAGGGGAGUGGUGUCUAGUGGUUAGAGCGGGGGAGCUGGGUCCUAUUCACCAUCUGACCUCUGGCAAGCCACUUCCUCUUCAUACACCCCUAAAACCAGGCUAACGCCCCAGCCUGAAGCCCUCAGACACAAGACUGCAAGGUAUUAGUACAACGCCCUCUUGGCUUUCGCUACCCAGACGUCUCCUGCUUGACCCCGGAGCCACCUUUCUUCUCGUGCCCCGUCUGGCUCUGUUUCAGUUCACGGGGAGCUUGGCUGUAUUUCAUUACUAAUAGCUUCCUCCAGCUAUUUAAUCUCCAAAGCAGAAUCUCCCAUUCCUGCCUUGUCCAGGGAUUUCUGUUCCUGGCAAAAUGAGCCCAAGAAGAAGGACCCCUCACCAGGCCAAGAAUGGUCAAUUUUGUCUCUUGUAUUGACCAAGAUAGCAUGUAUGGUACUAUCCUCCGAUUGUAGAAUUAGCACCCUUUGGGGACUAAAAAAUGCCUUUCAUCCCCCCUAUUUAAAUCUUAUCCCCUCCGUCUCCUCUCUCUGGUCCAGAGAGACAGGCAUGAUUGUAGGCGUGAUAGUGUCGUAAUUCCUUUGGCCAAGCCCUUGUUACCUCAAUAAUUCUCCAUCACCUUCCCCCCACCCCCACCCUCAACUUUUAGCCAUAAGCAAAGUGAAGAGCAAGAUGGCCUUUGUCAAGAUGGACGGAGGCAUUAAAUUACUUCCACUGACCAGUCCCUUAUAUCGCUCCAGCUCUCUUUAUCCCCUGGCCCCAACUUCUAGCAAAAACCAGAGAGAUUAUCAAGAGGGUGGCCAUUUGAGAUGAUGACCACCAUUCAAGAGGGUGGCCAUUCAAGAUGGGAAUGGUCACUCAAGAUGGGGAUGGUCAUUCAAGAGGGUGGCCAUGCCACAUGAUGGCGAACUGUGAGACAAUGCUAAAUACUAGUCCCCCCAAUCUCCUUUCCACCCUAAAUCCCAACUUCCAGCAACAACCGGUGCGUAAAUGCCCGGCGCAAACUGGCCUCUGCCAAGUGUUGAAGAGAUACUGUGUCCUAGCCUCCUCCGUGAACCCCUGGUUUGUGGUUCAAGACGACCGCCCCACUUCUGUAACAAUGGGUGUGCCAAAAACUAGAUGGCCACCACCAUGCUGUGAUAGACGCACUGUAAGAUAAUGGCAGACGGGAUCGUGUACAGGCCAAAGAGGACUGUUGUAACCUAUGACGUGUGUGGAUUCUAGCCCCGCCCUCCCAUUUUGAGGAACCUCCCUGUCCCCGCCCCUUAGCGGUGCUGUCCUUUAUAAGCCGCACCCCUUUUGAACAGGUUUUCAUAUCGAUGUCUUUGGCCGCGUGUCCGUUCAGAAAUAAAUCAAAGAGCUCUAUCUUUCAAA
This is a messenger RNA of Chrysemys picta bellii (western painted turtle), 4804 nucleotides long. NCBI's taxonomy places the organism in Eukaryota, Metazoa, Chordata, Testudines, Emydidae. The record is from RefSeq and is a predicted model, not a curated record.